CAAGGAAGUCAAGAUCCGUUGUAGUCUAGGUGGUUAGGAUACUCGGCUCUCACCCGAGAGACCCGGGUUCAAGUCCCGGCAACGGAAGUUUUUUUUUUUAACUUUGGACCGUUUUUGAGUUUUUGUAGUCCUUUGGGCUUUAUCUGCUCUAUUUGUUGACCAUUUUUCAUUUAAAAAUUAAAAAAAAAAAAAAACUGAAAUAUGGCAAAAAUUUUCAAAUCCAUUAGAAGAAAAUAGUAUCUUUCCUGUAAAGUAUAGGACGGACCAAAGUGGAAAACAAGUUACAAGGAUGCCAUAUUUUUUCUAUGAUGAACCAAAACAGUUUUGACUUUCAGACUGAAGUUCCUGGUGUUUACCAAGUCAACAAUUUGCUACUCCUUCAUUGAACUUUCAGUUGUAUUUUCAUCACCCAGUGUCCCAGUCAACAGUGGAAAAUGCAAGUCUACUAUGUAUUAUCCAAGAAUCUCAAGGCUAAGGAAAUUUCAGUGCUAAAGCAAAUAACAGAGAAGGGACAACAGACAAGAAUAUCAGGACAAGGAAAAUGUCAUGUUGGUCAAACUUGUGUUCCCAUUUUCAACAAAACAAGUUACAGGUUAAUAUUGUAUACGUCUAUCAUAUCCUGCUUGUAUCUCAUUCAUGUGUUAAUGCCAUAUCACACUGCAAUAAUUAGUGCUCAAGUAUAUAUAUCUAAAAUAUUAAUCGAGAAGUGUAAAAGAAGUUAGAAAAAGGAUGCAUCUUAUUUCUAUUAUAAACAAAAGAAUUUGACUUCAGACUUUGGGAAAUCUCUUGCCUUUUCUCUCAUAUUCUAUUAUUUUCUAACUUGCUAUCAGGGUUCAAAGUUUUCUAUCUUUUAGGUCUAAUAUAAGAGGUAACACAGAGUUGAAACUUCACAAAACAGACAGUAAGGUAAUUUUGUUAGAUUAAUUGAGCACAUCAAUAUGAACAUUUUUUCAACUUACAAUGGUAUGCUGUUAUUGUUUAUAGUGAUGAUUACCUGUUGCAACAUUGGAUUCAACCAUGGUUGUAUGGAUGAGGAGAGGACAGCUCUUCAAGAAAUUACAGAAUCUAUGGGCUAUGGACGUGAUUCUUACGCGUAUUCAUAUCGGUCCAGAUUCUUUGAUGAUUGUUGCAGGUGGGAAGGUGUUCAUUGUAGCCCCACAAACUCUCAAGUGAUUGAAAUUUAUUUCUACUUCAUCAAUAAAGAUAGUGAAGAACAGUGGUUUCUGGAUAUGAGUUUAUUUUCUAAACUCAAGCAGUUGCAAGCAUUGCAUCUCGUAGGGAAUAAUAUUGGUGGACUGGAUAAUCCUGAAGCAAUAUGUGAACUUGCUAACUUACAACGGUUGGUUCUUUCAACUAACUCAAUUGAAGAAGAAGUACCACCUUGUUGGGGCAAUAUGCCAUCGGUUCGAACUCUAGACUUGUCGAAGAACGAGUUCCGGGGAAACCUUACUUCCAUCCUUGCAAAUAUAUCAAAAAACAUUGAAGUCAUUGACUUUUCUCAUAACCUUUUCGAAGGUUUUGUGCCCUUUUCCAUCCUUGCAAACCUUUCCAACCUCAAACAUCUAGGUCUUUCCUACAAUUACCAUUUAGAAGUUGAAACAGAAGAUCCAAUUUGGCACCCUUCUUUCCAAGUACAACAUUUGCUUUUGGCUGAUUGCAAUCUGAACCAUCAGAGUGGUCAAGGAAUUCCUAGGUUCCUUUCAACACAAUAUAACCUGCAAACCUUAGAUUUAUCCAGUAACUCGCUGGUUGGAAACUUUCCUACUUGGCUGCUUCAGAAUGUUUCUUCUGUAUUAAGCCUGAGAAGCAAUUGCUUUGUUGGUCAAUUCCCUGAACAUUUCCAAUCUACACUUUCUACGUUAGAUAUCUCUGACAAUCGCUUUGAUGGCCAUCUGCCAUUACACUUUGAUCUAAUUCUCCCUCAGCUGUUUGAAUUCAAUGCCUCCUCCAAUCAAUUUUCUGGCAAUAUUCCCCUUUCUGUAGGUGACUCGAAACAUUUAGAAAGGGUAGACUUGUCUAACAAUCGCCUCUCUGGACCUGUCCCUGUUGGUCUAACCCAAAAUUCACCAUUAUGGUACUUGAAUCUCUCAAACAAUAGCUUGGAAGGUGAGCCGCUUGCUGUAAAUUGCAACAUGCCAAAAUUGCAUUGGUUGCUGCUUCACAAUAAUCACUUUGUGGGGGAAUUUCCAGCUUGCUUGUCCAACAGUUUGUCACUGAGACUGAUUGAUGUAAGACAUAAUGAUCUCUUGGGAACCAUCUCAAGUCUAUCAGUUUUGAUGCAAUUAGGAGCAUUUCUUGUGGGUGGGAAUCAAAUUUCAGGACACCUUCCCAAGGAACUAUGCGAAAUGCAAAUGUUACAGUUCUUGGAUUUCUCAAACAAUAGAUUCUCAGGGAACAUUCCUCCUUGCCUCCAUAAAAGUUUAGUAUGGAAAAACAAGACCCAAGCAAACUUAUGGGUCCCUAUUGAUUUCACCACCAAAGGUAUUUCACGUUUGUACCAGGGGAUUCCCCUUACUCUAAUGACAGGGAUUGAUUUGUCAGUUAACACAUUGGUUGGGGCAAUUCCACAAGCAAUUGGUGAACUCUCAGAGCUUCAUUCUUUGAACCUCUCAAAUAAUCAUUUAACGGGCCAUAUUCCAACAUCUUUCAAAGAACUCAAUAAUUUGGAGAGCUUGGAUCUUUCCCAUAACAAUCUGACGGGACAUAUACCUCCUGAAAUCUCCCAGAUGAGUACUCUCUCAAAGUUUUCUGUAGCCUUCAACAACCUCAGAGGAUCGAUCCCAUCUAGUACACAAUUUUCAACAUUCUCUGAAAGCGACUUCGAAGGCAACCCAGAACUUUGCGGUGAACCACUACAAAGGAAAUGCUCGGGAAAUGAAGAUGACGACGAUGGAAGAAAAGAAAACCCCAGUGAGAAAGCAGUGGAGGGGGUGUUUGAUAAGCCCUUGAUUUUCUAUUCAUUUGUGUUUAUAUCAUAUAGUUUGGGAUUCUGGGGUUUCAUUGCACCACUUUACAUCAGUACAAAAUGGCGGAGAAAAUACUUUGCCACCAUUGAUAGAUGGAUUGAACAUCUUUUCUACAUAAGUUUUUCAAAUUAG
Messenger RNA from Gossypium raimondii (Peruvian cotton), 3098 nucleotides. RefSeq names its product receptor-like protein 56. The transcript has 2 exons. NCBI's taxonomy places the organism in Eukaryota, Viridiplantae, Streptophyta, Magnoliopsida, Malvales, Malvaceae. The record is from RefSeq and is a predicted model, not a curated record. Gene Ontology annotation, molecular function: protein binding. The coding region runs from base 939 to 3098 and encodes 719 amino acids.